Linum tenue is the source of this 1162-nucleotide messenger RNA. The record is from the annotation of a GenBank genome assembly. NCBI's taxonomy places the organism in Eukaryota, Viridiplantae, Streptophyta, Magnoliopsida, Malpighiales, Linaceae.
AUUUCGUAGUUCCACUCGCAACCGCCAGUUAGCUCGAGUGGAAGAAACUCUCCCAAAAUGGCGUCGACGGCAUCCUGCAAUUGCGCGGUAGCUGCGAUUCCCGCCAUUCCUUCCUCUUCUUCGCUUCCUUAUCGGCUGGGAAUCAGCAAACUGCGUCUCUCGUCGCUUCCAUCUCACAAAUUUCCCGCUCGGCUGUGCGGGAACAGUUCUCGUAACCGAUUUCAUGUGAAGUCCAGCUAUGCAGGUACAAAUGUAAGGGAUGGUUUGGAAUCAAUUGAUGUUGUAGCUGAUAUCAAAACUGAGAAGGUUGUAGUCUUGGGAGGCAGUGGUUUCGUUGGUUCUGCAAUCUGCAAGGCUGCUGUUGCAAAGGGUAUUGAUGUUGUAAGCCUAAGCAGGUCAGGGCGUCCGACUUUGCCUGGUUCAUGGGUGGAUCAAGUUACUUGGGUACCAGGGGAUGUUUUCUAUGCUAACUGGGAUGAAGUACUCCCAGGAGCCACUACAGUGAUCUCAACUCUUGGAGGGUUCGGGAAUGAGGAACAGAUGCAAAGGAUCAAUGGAGAGGCCAAUAUUGUAGCAGUAAAUGCUGCAAAAGACUACGGAGUCCCCAAGUUCAUCUUGAUAUCAGUCCACGAAUACAACCUCCCAUCAUUUCUCCUCUCAUCCGGAUACUUCACCGGGAAAAGGAAAGCAGAGUCCGAGGUUCUUUCCAAAUAUCCAAGCUCAGGAGUGGUGCUGAGACCGGGAUUCAUCUAUGGGAAAAGAAGAGUGGAUGGACUUGAGGUCCCUCUGGAUUUAGUAGGGGAGCCAUGGGAAAAGGCUUUGGGAGCUGUUAGCAACUUGAUUAGACCCUUGAGUUCUCUUCCGGGAUCUGAUUUGGUAUUGGCAUCACCUGUCAGCGUCAAUGAUGUUGCACUUGCUGUGAUCAAUGCUAUUGGGGAUGACGAUGUUUUUGGUGUGCUCACGAUCGAACAGAUCAAGGAAGCUGCUGCUAAAGUCAAAAUAUGAGGAGUAAAUAGAGAAGCAAACCAAGGAUGAAGGAACUGAAUGACCCAUAUAAAGUUGCUGGGGGUAGAAAAAUGUAAGGUGGAUUUUUGUUGAGACUGUACAAAGAAUCCAACUUUAUCAGUUAAUGAAAAGCAGUAGUAUUCUCAAAAUUUCGUAC